Molecule: messenger RNA, 2852 nt
Organism: Venturia canescens
Lineage: Eukaryota; Metazoa; Arthropoda; Insecta; Hymenoptera; Ichneumonidae
Gene: Fic
Product: FIC domain protein adenylyltransferase
Exons: 5
Coding region: 497-2011 (504 amino acids)
Molecular function (GO): protein binding
Source: RefSeq, a predicted model, not a curated record
AAUGAAUUGAAUUCCAAUUUCUGAGUUCAAAAGUUUAAUUACGGAGCUGCAUAAGAAUUGAAUGAACGUUUUAGGAAAUAGUUUCUAUUGAUCUUGCCAUUGAUCGACACUAAAGUUUUUUGAACGUCUGUCAUUGGCUGCUGCAAUCUAUCUGGAGCCAAUCACGAAAUACCACAUGUGUCAAGAACAAUCUUUUUAAAACUUCGUUCAUAAUUAAUUACAUUUAUUAGAAUGAAAAGUUGGAGUAUUAAUAAUAUAGGUGUCUGUGUGUAUGUGAGAGAGAGAGAGAAAAGGAGAUGCCCUUAGUAGUAUCAUUCGAAUCAUUGUGAACGUGCCUUAAAAUUGACGGUACGAAAAAUGACCGAUAGAUCGGGCUGCAGAGCGUGACACGCUUUCAGUUGCCACUGGACAGCUGAUCGUGGCAUUUCGCAAGAAUGAAUUUGAAAGUGAAACCUUGUAUUUUCAAACCGUUGAAGAGUUUAAUUUUACAAAAAAGAUGCCACCGAGUAGUGGCAACGAUUGUUACGUAUUGUUUACAAAAAAAGCUUGUAUGAAGAGCACCACGAAAGACAAAACGCCAUCUGGAGCUGGCAGAGUGGGAGUUUUUCUUGUUUUCGUGUCCGGUAUCGUUGUAGCUGUCAUCGCUACUGUUAUCUCGAAAUAUCUCCAAAAUGAAACACAGAUUGAAGUAGCUGAUAGAGAAAUACGAAGAGUAUUCGCACCUCUACCAUCGCAGAACUAUUUAAACGUCUACGACGAUGGUACCCUCAAUAGUUUGGUAUUGGCCUCAUCGGAAUUACAAAAAUUGGAGCACAGCGGAGAUGCAGCGUUGGAGGCUGAAGCUUUGUCUUCUUUGCACUUGGCGCUGGAAAUGAAACUGGCAGGAAAGCAAAAGAAAGCCAUAAAGUUGUUUCAACAUGCUGUGGCAUUAGCUCCUCAUCAUCCUGAUAUUUUAAACCACUACGGUGAAUUUUUGGAACAAACCCAAAACGAUGUUAUAAAGGCAAAUGAGUUUUACGUAAGAGCGUUAACUUACGAACCGAACCAUGAAAGUGCUCUGAUGAAUCAUCAGAGAACAGCUCGAGUUGUUGAAGAGUUGGAUCGAAGAAUGCUUGGAAGAAUCGACGAAAAGAGAAAUGCUCUGUCGAGCAUUCCUGAAAGCAAUGCCGCUCUUAUAAGAGCUAAAAAAGAAGCUUACUUUCAACAUAUCUAUCACACGGUCGGUAUUGAGGGAAAUACCAUGAAUCUUGCACAAACUAGAGCCAUUGUAGAAACCCGAACUGCGGUUGCUGGAAAAAGCAUUGACGAACACAAUGAAAUUUUGGGCCUGGAUGCUGCUAUGAAAUACAUAAAUGCCACCCUUGUAAAUAGAUUGAAAACUCCAGGGUGGAAUGAUUGUAAUACAGCCUGUCGUGGCACUGACAGUGAACAGACGUUCCAAAACGUUGGUUCGAUCACAAUAAAAGAUAUCUUGGAAAUUCAUCGAAGAGUAUUAGGCCACGUGGAUCCUAUCGAGGGUGGACAUUUUCGAAGAACUCAGGUCUACGUCGGUGGUCACAUUCCACCUGGUCCUGGAGAUAUUCACUUUUUGAUGGAAGAAUUUGCAGCUUGGUUGAACAGUGAUCGAGCUAUUAGAAUGCAUCCAGUCAGAUACGCAGCCUUAGCUCACUACAAACUGGUGCACAUUCAUCCAUUUUCCGAUGGCAAUGGCAGAACCUCGCGGCUAUUGAUGAACACCAUUCUAAUGCAAGCUGGUUAUCCUCCUGUGAUAAUCCACAAACAACAUCGCCACAAAUAUUACGAGUAUUUGCAAAUUGCAAAUACCGGUGACGUCAGACCUUUCGUACGAUUUAUAGCUGAAUGUACGGAACAAACAUUGGAUCUUUUUUUAUGGGCUACCAGCGAAUUCUCACGUCAGGUACCUGCUCUCGGUCAAGAGACAUUGGUUAGAGACAAACGUAGCACGAUUAUUAUAGAUGACGAAGGAAGCGGCGAUUACGACAUCGAUUGAUGGCAAUUCCAAUCAUGAAAAUAGGUCGAAUUUUUUGUUUACUCAAAUUUUCUCCCGUUAUUGAGAUUUCUUAAAAGUUAUGAUUAUUAUGUAAUUACGCAGAACGAAAUGCAAUUCCCGGAUGCCUCAAUAUCCGAUUCUCUUCGAAAUUUGAAUUAUGUUCAAUUUUUUUCUCAAUUAACUUCUUUCUCGCUGGAUAUUUCAGAAAAUGAAAAUAAUUGUAAUGUCAACAAUUUACGAAUCAAACGGACCCAAUUUUCGGGAUCUUUGAUAUUUAAAAUUAAUUUAUCGAUAAUUUAAAAGCUUACCAAAAACAUAUUAUUUUUUUAUUUAUAUUGUAAAUAGCCAAGGUGCGUGCUGAGUGCAAGUCUUCAUAAAAAAAUCAUCUCAGAAAUAUUUUGUCGCAAAAUCACCAUGGAAACGUUAGAAAAGACUUGAAUGUUUUGCUUUCUUUUUGUGAAAGUACGCAGAAAUACGAUUGUGUCGAUUGAUAACAAAAUUUAAAAAAUUGUACAUAAUUCAAGUAAUUGUUGACUAAUGGUCAGUAUAAUGUGCGAUUGUGAAUGUUCUGAGUGUAAUAAAUGGAUGAAAUGAAAUAACGAAUGGAUUUGUGCGCGUGCGUGUGUGUGCGUGUGCAUAAAUAUUCCGACGGUCCGAAUAUCGAGGGAUUAUAGAAAACGAAUUUUCCAAGCAUCAAAAUAAUCUCGAAAAUUAGCCAAAAAUUGUAAUUCUGUGAUGCAAUUGAAAAAUUCGAUUUUUCAUAUCCACGCUACAAUUGACAUACCCAAUAAUGUAAUCCUGACUUCCUGUAAUAUAUUUAUAACUCCGUUGAUAUACCAAA